Lepisosteus oculatus (spotted gar) is the source of this 2214-nucleotide messenger RNA. RefSeq names its product heat shock transcription factor 2 (gene hsf2). Gene Ontology annotation, biological process: regulation of DNA-templated transcription. The record is from RefSeq and is a predicted model, not a curated record. Gene Ontology annotation, molecular function: DNA-binding transcription factor activity; sequence-specific DNA binding. NCBI's taxonomy places the organism in Eukaryota, Metazoa, Chordata, Actinopteri, Semionotiformes, Lepisosteidae.
UCCCCCCUCCGCUGCGGGCCCGGAGUACUCGCUUGAGCCCUGUGCUCGGAAGCAGCGCUGCGCUCCCCUCGUCCGCCCGCACCAUGAAGCAGAACUCCAGCGUCCCCGCCUUCCUCACCAAGCUGUGGACCCUGGUCGAGGACCCGGACACGAACGAGUUCAUCUGCUGGAGCCAGGAAGGUAACAGCUUUCUUGUGCUGGAUGAACAGCGAUUUGCCAAAGAGAUUCUCCCCAAAUUCUUCAAGCAUAACAAUAUGGCAAGUUUCGUCAGGCAGCUCAACAUGUAUGGAUUUCGCAAGGUAAUGCACAUGGACACUGGCAUCGUAAAACAAGAACGUGAUGGACCAGUUGAAUUCCAGCAUCCAUUCUUCAAACAUGGGCAGGAUGACCUGCUAGAAAACAUCAAAAGAAAGGUUUCGUCAGCCAGGCCUGAGGAAAAUAAAAUACGUCACGAAGACCUCUCUAAGAUCCUGUCCAACGUUCAGAGUGUUCAUGGCAAACAAGAAAGUCUUGAUUCGAGACUCUCAACACUGAAAAGAGAGAAUGAGGCUCUGUGGAGGGAAGUCUCAGAUUUGAGACAGAAACAUACCAGCCAGCAACAAGUUAUUAAAAAGUUGAUCCAGUUCAUUAUAACAUUAGCCCAGAACAACCGUCUAGUGAGCUUGAAACGCAAAAGACCUUUAUUGAUGAACAGCAAUGGAAACAAGUCAAAAUACUUUCAUCAAAUUUAUGAGGAAUCCGUCGAACACAGCAAGGGAUCUAUGAAAGUGCCGAAUGGUCUGAAGAACAGUUCUGAUAUUUCUGAUGAUGUUAUAAUCUGUGAUGUAACUGACGAUCAUCCAGAAAACGUGGAAGAAGUAACGAAAAUUUCUGAUCCAAUGGAUGUUGAAAUUGUAGAAGUUAAAAUUGGUAGUGAUGGGGCAGUGCUUGUGGAUGAUGAAGUGACAGACCCACCAAGAGUGGAGCCUCAAGACAUAGCCAAAGCCAUAUCUGAAAACGCCCCUUUUUCAAGCAGUGCUCUGCAGAUCAAUAAACCAUCGGCGCUCACUUUGGAAGAUCCAGUUACAAUGAUGGACUCCAUUAUGAAUGAAAGCGGAGCUAUUUCACAGAACAUUAACCUUCUGGGCAAGGUUGAGCUGAUGGACUACCUGGACAGUAUUGACUGCAGUUUGGAAGACUUUCAGGCUAUGCUGUGUGGAAAGCAGUUCAAUAUUGACCCAGAAAUCGUAGAUGAUCUUUUUAAUCCAGUUUGCCUGGUGAGCACAAAUGAUCACAGCGUCAGCACAGCUAAAGGGACAGAGUCUUCAAAGGAGAAAGCGGGCUUGCUUUCCAAAGAGAAGCCAAGUGAGAGUAAUAACGAUAAACAGCUGAUCCAGUACACGUCCUGCCCUCUCUUGGCCUUCUUGGAUGGGUGUUCUUCCACACUCACCCCUGAACCAGACGCUCCGGUUUCAGGCCUGAAUGAAUCGCUUCUGGAGCAGGAGCAGGACCAGGAAGAUCCAACUGACCUUCUGGAAACGGAUGAGCCUCCCCGGAGCAAGCUCAUUCGACUGGAGCCUCUGACUGAAGCGGAGGCCAGCGAAGCAACUCUGUUUUACUUCUGCGGACUCAAUUCAGAAACCCCUGACAUAGAGACUCCGCAGCUGGGUGUUUAAAGUGGAAAGAAAUGGGUUACGAUUUGUAUAUAUUCAUCAAAAUGAUGAACUAUUUAUUUGCUAGUAUCUUUUGGUACAUUUCUGUCCUAAAUCCAAAAGGAAAAUGUGACAGUCCUCCUUCUUCCUGUUAUUUAGCGGAUGUCUUUAAAUCCUCUUGUCAAUAGAGUAUUCUAGGUCUGACUUCACAAAGCCAAGGAGUCGAAAGGGAUACAGUUGUAUUUUUUUUUGCUGGUUGACAUUUUUUUGGGGGGUACAGACUAUUUUGAGUUGUCAAUGACUAGGUCCAUACGUUUUAUCGUGUCUGUGGAAAGGUUCAGUUUCCAUAGAUGCUCCUUUCAAAUGGAGUACAAGCAUAUUAUAGACAUAUAAAGAUAGGGAAGUGUCUGUAUGUAGUUCAUUUCCCCGUCUUUGUAAAUUCUCAGUGUUCCGAAUUCCAAGAAGUCUGGUUUGUCGUUCGUUUCAAAACGUGCUGAACUAACUACGUGAUGUUCCGCUUAUGUUCUGAGCUUUUUGUCACCGAUAUAUCAAGCUUGGCAGCCAAUAAAUUGUAAAGCAUCGA